UCGGGUUAGGACCACAAAACACUAAACUUUUUUUUUUUUUUAAAAAGCCACUUGGUGACAAUACCUCCAAAGAAGAAAACAGAAAUUUGUAUCUCCACCCUUUUGGUGAGGGCUGAAGGAUUACAUACAAGCAAACGGACCCUAACAUGGAGAAGCUAAAGAGAAUUCAACCAAUCAGGCAAGUAUUGGCCUUAAUUUUUAUAGCGUUCUUCUCUAUGGCUGACCCAGAGCCUAUUCGCUACUCUGUACAGGAGGAAACAGAGGGUGGCUCCUUCAUAGCCCAUCUGACUAAAGACCUGGGCCUGGAAACGGGGGAACUGGCAGUCCAUUCAGCACGGGUGGUUUCUGAUCAUUACAAGCAGCAUUUGUUGCUGGAUCCUCAGACUGGAGAUUUGUUAUUGAGGGAGACCCUAGACCGGGAAGAGCUUUGUGGGCCUGCUGAACCAUGUGUGCUGCAUUUCCAGGUCUUCCUUGAAAUGCCAGUGCAAUUUUUUCAGGGAGAAUUAUGGAUUCAGGACAUUAAUGAUCACUCCCCAACGUUCCCGGAUGGGAAAGUGCUCUUGAAAAUACCUGAAAGCAGCCAGCCAGGGACUGUAUUUCCCCUGAAAUCAGCCCAAGAUUUGGAUGUGGGCAGCAACGGGAUUCAAACAUACACAAUCAGCCCUAAUGAUCAUUUUCACGUUCUCACUCGAAAUAACAGUGAGGGCAUGAAAUUCCCAGACCUGGUACAGGACAAGCCACUGGAUCGGGAGGAGCAGGCUGAGUACAGCUUAAUUCUCACGGCUCUGGAUGGCGGGUCUCCACCGAGGUCUGGCACUGUCAUGGUUCAAAUCCUGAUCCUGGAUGUCAAUGACAAUGCUCCUGAGUUUGUGGACACCCCAUAUGAGGUUCAGGUGCUGGAGAGCUGCCCCUUAAAUUCCCUCAUCCUGACUGUCUCAGCUAGAGACAAGGAUGCUGGACAUUUUGGAAGUGUUUCCUAUGGCUUGUUCCAGCCAUCAGAUGAAAUUAAACGAACUUUCUCAAUACAUGAAGUCACGGGAGAAAUCCGACUGCAAAAGAAACUGGAUUAUGAAAAAAUUAAGUCUUACCGUGUGGAAAUUGAGGCCACAGAUGGAGGAGGCCUUUCUGGGAAAGGAACAGUAGUGAUAGAGGUGGUGGACGUGAAUGACAAUGCCCCUGAACUGACCAUAACCUCACUCACCACCUCCAUCCCAGAAAAUGCUCCUGAGAGCAUUGUCUCUAUUUUCCGCGUGGGAGACAGAGAUUCUGAAGACAAUGGGAAGAUGAUUUGUUCUAUUCCAGACAAUCUUCCAUUCAUUCUAAAACAGACUUUUAAGAACUUUUACACCCUGGUAACAGAGACCCUUCUGGACAGAGAGACAAGGGUGGAAUACAACAUCACCAUCACUGUCACCGACUUGGGGACACCCAGGCUCAAAACCCAGCACACCAUAACAGUGCAGGUCUCCGACGUCAACGACAACGCCCCCACCUUCACCCAAUCCUCCUACACCCUCUUCGUCCCAGAAAACAACAGUCCCACCCUGCUCAUAGGCACCAUCAGCGCCACAGACAGAGACUCAGGCUCCAAUGCCCAGGUCACCUACUCGCUGCUGCCUGCUUCGAUUAAAAAUGCUACACUAAUUGCUCAAUUGAGACGCAGGGUGGCGCUGCAGGCUAAGAUUGUGAAAAAGCCCAAAGUCGCAAAUGCCUUUGUGUCGCGAGAAGUCAGGGAAGCUUUGCAAGCAAUGCGGAGUUAUCAGCAGACUGGGAACAUGGUAUACUGUGCGUUUUAA
Molecule: messenger RNA, 1796 nt
Organism: Octodon degus (degu)
Lineage: Eukaryota; Metazoa; Chordata; Mammalia; Rodentia; Octodontidae
Product: protocadherin beta-4-like
Exons: 3
Coding region: 147-1796 (549 amino acids)
Biological process (GO): homophilic cell-cell adhesion
Cellular component (GO): plasma membrane
Molecular function (GO): calcium ion binding
Source: RefSeq, a predicted model, not a curated record